AUUUAUGAGGUAGUCUUGUGGAUGUUGCCGAGGUGCCAGAUCAUAAUAUGAGCUGAGUUUGUACUAAACGCGUAACAAAUCAGAAGGACUUAAGAAGCAAGAUUCAACUGUCAGUCACUGAAGGUGUGUUCAGUCACAAUGUUCAGGAGCGACAGUCCCUUUGGUUACGACACCAGCAGCUAUGCAGAAUCACUCCACUCCAACGGGUAUUCUACUAUGGAUGACACCUUGUCGCAGGUGUCAAGUGUGUCAAGGCCGAGUGCCAGGUCAAUUUACAUGCAGAGGAAGGAAUACGCAUCAUCCAUAAACAAGUCCAUGGACAGAUUACAGUACAGAGUGGAGCACUUGUUCUCUUGUGACCUGGACGGGAAGGAGCUGGCAAACAUCUCAGACUGUGUGGAGCGCCUGAAGCUGCUGGAGGAGACGGGUCGAGUAUGGGGUCAGAACAUGCUGCUGGAGGUCCGCGGCACCAACCUGCUGCUCAAAGACAUCGAAUCUCAGGAAGAGCUGGAGUCCAUCGCUCUCAGCGACAUCCGGGAGCUACAUACUGUGACAGACAUCCAAGUGUUUAACUCCCUGCUCGUCAUCUCCUUCCAGUCCAGGAGAAGAAACGCCACCACCGUCCUCAUGUUUCAGUGUGAGAACAUCAAGGCUGAAUAUGUUGAAAAGGAUCUCAGACGAGUAAUUUCACGUAGGAGAGCGGAUCCAGGCUCCCGUGCAGGACAGUCAGUGCCACAGUGGACGUCUCCUGACUACGAUGAAAUGUCUAUCAUUAUGGACGAGGACCGUUCACUCUUCAGACAAACACCAAACUCCAUCACUGGAGAACCGUUUCCAUACACAGAGGUGGACAGGAAUGUGGAUAUUUUCAAUCACAUUUUAAGUGACAUAGAAAUCUUCAUUGGACAAGUCUUCGCAGCUACAGGCGUAAAGAAGAAGAAGAAGAAAAAAGAAAAAGGGAAGGGCAUGCCCCGCCCAGAAGAAUUUGCAACAUGUUUCCAUAAGAUCAAGUGUGGCUUGAACCUUCUGGGGACUCUCAACGGAAUGAUCAUUGACCCCAGUGCUUCUGAGUUUGUCCACACCUUCUUCUCUGCAAUAGGAUUUCUGAUGUCUCACGCCCCCGUGGGUCUGACUUCACACAUUGUGGCACCGCUGCUGACGCCUCUGUCUAUCCGUUUCCUGAGCGACGAGGCGUCCCCGGAGGAGGAUGAGCUGUGGCAGUCCCUGGGAGACCCCUGGAACGUCCCCAGUAACAAAUGGCACGGGGAAAUCCCAGUCUACAAUCUGGAGUUCUCCGAUGGCUGGACCCCCCCUCCGUUGACUUCAGUUCUUCCACCCAGUGAGCCUGUGAGCAGACAGGAGAGUCCAUUGGGCGCAUUCAGGGAACCUCUCAGUAGACAGGAAAGUCCACAGCCUGCAUUCAGGGCACCUUCGAGGAGUCAGGAAAGUCCACUACCUGGAUACGGGGAACCUUUGAGGAGACAGGAAAGUCCACAGCCUGCAUUCAGGAGAGAGGAAAGUCCACCACCUGCAUUCAGGAGAGAGGAAAGUCCACCGCCUGUAUUCAGGAGAGAGGAAAGUCCACCGCCUCCAUUCAGGAGUCAGGAAAGUCCACUGCCUGAAUUCGGGGAGCCUUUGAAUAGGCAAGAGAGUCCGCAUCCUGCACCCAUCAAGGCUCCCAUGAGCUGGAAUCCACCAGGCCCUUUUCUAAAAGCACGCUUAAUUCAGCCAAAACUUCCACGCAUGCGUGUUAAGUAUGACUUCAUCUCAAGAAACCAGAGGGAGCUCACCAUCGCAAAAGGAGAAAUAGUUGAGCUACUGGACAGGUCCAAGCAGUGGUGGAAGGUGAAGAACAGCAAAGGGGAGGAAGGCUAUGUUCCCCACAACGUCCUGGAGGCCGACGACGGGAAACCACAAGAGGAUAUUGUAGUUUCUCCCAUCCUGAAGAAAUCGUCCAAACCUCCAGAAGUGAAGGCCUGGCUGGAAGACCAAGGCUUCAGUCCAAUCACCGUGCGCUGUCUCGGCGGACUAAGCGGCGGCAUGCUCCUGGGGAUGAGUAGAGAGGAGCUGAAGACAGUGUGCACAGAGGAAGGAGGACGAGUCUUCUUCAAGUUACAAGCAAUCAAGUCCACCAUGGCUGCGGCCAGCCUAACUUGACAGACGACACGGUAAAAAGACGUCUAUGAUGGCAAGAGGAAAUCUUUUUGGACCAAUCACCAGUGACGGAUGAUCAGACUUUCAUCUAGUCUAUGAAGAUGAGAGAAGGUGUGCUGGGAGUUAUGUACUUAAUGUCCUUUGAAAUCAGUAAAUAUUCCUUUAUUAAAUAAUCUAAAAUAUCACUUUAAAAUAUAUGUUAAUACAAUUGUCUGCUGUCAUUUGAAAACAUUUCUAGUUAAUGUACAUUGAAUCAAUAGGUUAUACACUCACUUGCCAGUUCAUUAGGUACACUAGUCAAAACUAAUUCUUUCCAACAUAUCAGUCCUCCACUUAAUCUUAGUUUCAUGAAUGUUAUGGUAUCAGGAUUAGUUUCCAAAAACGGAAGGAGCUGUUGAUUCAACUAUGUUCAGUUUUGGAGGCUGUGGCUUGUAACUAUUGAAUUAUUGUGCUGCACGUUUCUAUGAUUUUGUAUUUAUACAGUUAAAUUACCACUUUUCUGACCCUAUACUAAAUAUUAAAACACCAUGAAGGAGGACUUAUUAGAACAUAUUAGGAGAUUUUUCACCAGUGUAAGUAAUGGACAGGCAAGUGAGGGUUUGAAUAAGUAAAUAAAAGUAUUCAGCUGGUUUGUACUAAUAUUGGUAUCGUCGGUGUGUAAUAUGUAAGAUUCUGUGACAAAACCAAUGUGGGCGCCUAAUAUUUGUAGUCGAUAUAUAACCUGUAAAUAAAAGACAAGUCUGACACGGA
This is a messenger RNA of Mugil cephalus (flathead mullet), 2904 nucleotides long. Its product is annotated as epidermal growth factor receptor kinase substrate 8-like protein 3. Gene Ontology annotation, cellular component: vesicle; plasma membrane; ruffle membrane. Gene Ontology annotation, biological process: positive regulation of ruffle assembly; Rho protein signal transduction; regulation of Rho protein signal transduction. The transcript has 20 exons. NCBI's taxonomy places the organism in Eukaryota, Metazoa, Chordata, Actinopteri, Mugiliformes, Mugilidae. The record is from RefSeq and is a predicted model, not a curated record. Gene Ontology annotation, molecular function: actin binding. The coding region runs from base 139 to 2157 and encodes 672 amino acids.